AUGGGCCGUCCGCUGCUGCCGCCGCUGUUACUGCUUUACAUCAGCAUCCCAGUCUGCUGGGGCCUGCAGUGCAUGGUGUGUAAGACCAGCGGGCUUUGCCAAGUGGGCGAGUGCGCCCUCGGCCAGGACCUCUGCAGAACCACGGUGAUGAACAUUUGGGAAGAUGGUGAAGAGCUGGAGGUGGUGGAGAAAGGAUGUGCCCACCCAGAGAAGACCACCAGAACCAUGAGCUACCGAACAGGGUCACAGAUCAUCACCCUCACAGAGACCGUGUGUGAUUCAGACUUGUGCAACCAGCCCAAUGCUCGACGGGCUCCCAGCUCCCCCCGAAGACGUUAUCUCGAAUGUGCUUCCUGUGCGUCAUCAGACAUGAGCUGUGAGAGGGGCCGGGACAAGAGCCUGCAAUGCCGCAGCCCUGAAGAACAGUGCCUGGAGGUGGUAACCCACCAGAGCCUGGAAGGUGAGCCCUAACCCAGCAAGGAUGAACGCCACACCCGCGGCUGCGGCUACCUCCCUGGCUGCCCAGGCCCCACUGGUUUCCACAACAACCAUACCUUCCACUUUCUGCAGUGCUGUAACACCACCAAAUGCAAUGGAGGCCCAGUCAUAGAGCUUGAAAACUUGCCACCCAAUGGCGUCCAGUGUUACAGCUGCGAGGGGAACAGCACCCACGGAUGUUCCUCAGACGAGACUUCCCUCAUCACCUGCCGAGGACCCAUGACUCAAUGUCUGGAAGCCACAGGCUCUAACGGGCUGGGGGCCCCAAGCUACACAGUGCGGGGCUGCGCUGCCCCCUCCUGGUGCCAAGAACUCCCAGUGGCCGAAGCCUUCAGGCUGACCCAUCUCAACGUCUCGUGCUGUUCUGGAAGUGGCUGUAACGACCCAGCCACAGACCGCCAGCCCCGCAGAGGGGGAGCCCCUCAGCCCGGCCCCACCCACCUCAGCCUCACCUUCACCCUGCUUAUGACAGCAAGACUGUGGGGAGACACUCUCCUCUGGACCUGA
Messenger RNA from Orycteropus afer afer, 1005 nucleotides. NCBI's taxonomy places the organism in Eukaryota, Metazoa, Chordata, Mammalia, Tubulidentata, Orycteropodidae. The record is from RefSeq and is a predicted model, not a curated record.